CAAUUAUAUAAAUAAUCAAUCAUAUCCAUCAAUCGACAACAGAGCAUUUGGUUCCUUGAUCAUCAUCACAUUACAAACAAAGAAACAUAAACACAAUCAUCUUCAACAACACGGUGCUUACAUUACUCAUAGCAUUCAUAUACACAACAAGUUAUUUUGUCAAAGAAGAAAAAAUCUCAAGUACUUUCAAGUAUCAAGGAUUUUAGUUAUAAGCAAGUGAUUCAAGCAAAGUUCAACAACAACAACUACUUGAACUCAUACUAUUUCUAUUCAACACAUUUCAAAUUGUUACAAAUAUCAUCUUUCAUCAUUUUGUUGACAAUUUUGUCUUUGAAGGUACGAGAACUCAAUUAUAAAUUACAAAAGAUUGAGGAUACUAGUAUCAUUACAACAACAAUAUUAUAUUCAAGGAUAGUAUAACAACAAUUAAAGUUUCAAUAUAUUUAUGCAAGACUCUCGGAAAAUGGCCUCAGUUGAAGAUUAUCCUUAUGAUCAAUCAAUGUUCAAAUUUUCAAAUCCUCCAACUGCUUCAGGUACAAUUGGUGACUUGAAUGGGUUUGGAUUCCCAACCAAUCAAAUUGAAUACUUCAACCUUGGACAACCACCAAUGAAUUUGGAACCAAUGAUUAAUCAUUCAUAUGAUUUAGCUUCAAGUACCAUGGAUCCAUUAAGUAAUGUCUCUCCAUCAAUUGAACAACAUCAACAACAACCACCACUUCAACAACCAGUCUUCCUUUCAAAUGCCAAUCUUUUGGAUUUAAACCAAACUCAGCAAAUAAUACAACCUCAAUUAUCACAUCCAUUAAGUUCUACUGAUGAUUCAUCUUCAAGUUUAACACCUUUUGAUCAAUCUGUUAGUUCAUCAACAGCACAAUUCUCCAAUAGCGGGUUUAUAUCUGAAGAUUCAGUGUUUCCACCAGUUGAUGCUUUCAUUCCAUCAAGUAUAGAUACCCAACAUCAACAACAACAACAUCAAUUUCAUUUACAAAAACAAAACCAAGUACAAGGAGUUAAACAAGAACAUUUCCAAAGAUCAAGAUAUCUUAGUGAACCAAACAUUAUGACUUCAACUUCGAAUGAUUCACCAUUUUCUUUAUCACCACAAUCAAUUACAUUUGGUUCAAAUCCUCCAACAAGUGCCACUACAAUCACUACAACAACUACACUUUAUGAUUCAAAUGUCAAACCAUUAUAUCAAAGAUAUAGAGUCAUUAGAGGUAUAAGUUCGGGUGGAUCAGCAACAAAACCUCCAAGAAUCAUGACUACAGCUAAUCAUCAUUAUGUUCCAGUUAAUUUAGAACUCUUGGAUGCUAAUUUACAAGAGUGCUGUUUACCAACUUGGAAUGAAGAGGAAAAAGCUGAUAAAAGAAGAAUAAUAAGGAUUGAACGUUAUCAAGUUGGUUCCAAAAUCAUUGCCAAAUUUUCUAUUGUUGGUUCAGCAAAGGAGAAUCCAACUCCAUUGGAAAGUCAACCUGGUGUUGAUGUUGUUGAAGUUUCAUGUCUUGAAUGUUUUACAAAGCAAAGUGAAGAUACAGAUAAUGAAGAAGAAUCUGGUAAUAGUACACCAAUGAAUAAUUAUAGUUAUGGUUCAACAAAUACUAAUGGUGUUGAAGAAACUAAAAGAAGUUUUUAUAUUACCAGUGUUGAAGUGAUCAAGAUUGUUGAAUUGUUGAUUGGUACAGAAGUUCAAGAUCCAGCAGAACGUCGUCGUGAAAGAGGACGUAUUAGAUCCAAUUUAGUUCCAUUUUGGUCCAAAAGACCAAUUAGUUCAAGAAUGUCUAAUAAUGAAAUGAGAUCAAAUUCAUCAUCACCAAAAAGUGAAUCAAAUAAUUCAUUUAAUCAAAUUUCAAACAUAUCACCAGAUUAUUCAGAUUUUAGAAUUGAAUUGGCUACAAGAAUUAUGGCUUAUGAUGUUAGAAAACCAAGAGGAUUUGAUAAAGAAGUUCGUAUCUUGAAGUGGGAGAAAUUAAUCCCAGCUUUAAGAAGAGCUUUACAAAGUUAUUAUGCUGAGAUUCCUGAUGGUCAAGAUGAUUUUUAAGUCACGGGUAAAGAUAGCUGGAAUUUUUUUAAACUUGGGUAUACUUUUUCUAAUUUCUUUUCAAUUUGAUUCACUGGUGUGGUUUUUGUUUUACUAAUUGGGUUUUGAUCAACAAUUUUGGAGUUUUAACUAAUUUGAUUAUAUGAUGGUUUUUUAACUUGACGUUAUAUUAAUGUUUGAUGUUGUGUGUUUUUUUUUAUAAAGUUGGUGUUUUUUGUCUUUCCUUUAAUAUACUUAUGAUAUGAUUGAUUGAAGUUUUGUUUGUGAGCUGUGUGUUUUUUCCUUUCUGCUGUUGUUUAGAUAUUUGAUUUCCUUAUUCAUUCAUACAUACAAUUGAUUUGUGUAUACAAUAAAAUAAUUUUGAAGUACUAAUACCUUAACUGUAGAGCAACUAUAUAGAGACAAAGCUAGUACAAAAGAUUACACAGCUAUUUAAUACCAUUACUAUAGCAC
Hansenula anomala is the source of this 2491-nucleotide messenger RNA. RefSeq lists its product as uncharacterized. The coding region runs from base 464 to 2038 and encodes 524 amino acids. The record is from RefSeq and is a predicted model, not a curated record. The transcript has a single exon. Lineage: Eukaryota; Fungi; Ascomycota; Saccharomycetes; Phaffomycetales; Wickerhamomycetaceae.